GAUUCUUCUCUUCGAUCAUCAUCCUUCACUUCCAUUUCUUCUUCUUCUUCUCAGAUGGAGAAUGAUGGUUCUGUUGUUGCUACAUUGGCUUCCAAUCCAACCUUUCUUUCUGCUAUCUUUGCCUUGUUUGUUACGCAAUCAAGCAAAGUUUUCUUGAAUUUCUUUAAGGAGGAGAGGCACUUGUUGGCUUCUCAAGGAACGGUUUCUACUCGCUCCGUACUGUGUUCUGCUCUCACCACUUCUGUUGCUAUCUCUCAUGGUGUUUCUCAUUCACUCUUUCCCGUUUCUUUGGGAUUUUCUCUCAUUGUCAUGUAUGAUGCUGUUUCUGCUAAGAGAGAUGUUGGCUACCAAGCUCGGGUGCUUAAUACGCUUCUUGAUCAAGUGUCUGGUGGAGCGACUCCAGUUCUUGGUGAGAAGCUAGAAGAAGAUGUUGGUCACACCCUUCCUCAAGUCUUGACUGGUGCACUUCUUGGUUCUACAGUUGCCGUUUUAUGCUCUCUAGGUUUCAUGCUUCUGCGCCGUUAGGUGCUUAGUAUGAUUGUGACUGACAUGUUUCAAGGAAGCUAAAGGAACUUGUUUGUUGGUGACACCCCAUCUCAAGUGUUUGUUGGUGCUCUACUUGGUUUAUGCUUUCAAGUUUGCCUUAUUGUGGAUCAAACUGUACUGAAUACUGUUAUGUUGGCUUUUUUGUAUCAAACUGUAAUGAAUAAUGAUAGCAUACUAAUUGCUCUUGUAAUGUGAUCCAUAUACUUCACAACAUGAGUAUGGUGUAAAUGAAGAUUUUUUCCCUCUAUUG
Messenger RNA from Vicia villosa (hairy vetch), 796 nucleotides. RefSeq lists its product as uncharacterized. The record is from RefSeq and is a predicted model, not a curated record. Bases 55 to 525 code for a protein of 156 amino acids. NCBI's taxonomy places the organism in Eukaryota, Viridiplantae, Streptophyta, Magnoliopsida, Fabales, Fabaceae. The transcript has 3 exons.